AUGUGUGAGUAUGCCUACCUAUCCCAAAAUGGAUUUGUGACACCUAUGGCUCCCAUGAGAAUCCCUUCUAAUCUGCUUCAUGUGGAUGAUCCGGUGGUCGAAGCUGCCGUAGUAAGAUCUGAAAGUAUCGCCCUCCUGGUCAACGGCUCAGUCUUUAUAUACACCCUUCAGACCGGCGAGUACCAAGAAGUGAUUGCUUCAGACGGUUACAGAGUGACAGCAUUGGAGUUUUCCCAGUACUGUUGCAAACAUUCUUGGUGUGAGGCCUGGAGUGAUGCAGUUGUUGCAGUUGGGAAGUUGGAUGUUUCAGGAGGCGGUAUAAUCAACAAGAUAUUUGUUUUAGAGAAAGGAGAAAUUGAAUUCCGUGGAACACCAUUACCAGAUGAUGUAACAGAUCUGGAACUGUUGGCUGCUGUUCCUCUCUUAGCCUGGCACUCUGUGGGCCUUCUGUUGCUGAAAGACCACCAGGAUGGCCACACCCAAGAAGCUGUCUUCCGCUACCUACAUAUACCCUUUAAAGGAAGACAUCCUGAGCAGACAGACAGCCACACCGUCUCCACCAUGAGGGCUAACGUUUACUCUCACCAUGGCAACGACCUCAAUGUCAUCCAUCUCACCAACAAAUUUGGAGAGUUCCUGAUGUGGGGCCCUCUGGAACUUUUCAUCUCAAAGAAUGCAGGUCAGUCCGUGUUUAGAGCUAGUGAGGAGAUUACAGAGCAUCUUGACCAUGAUGAAUAUAUUAAAGAACUUAUUCCAGGUGCCAAUGGAGAAUUUGCAUUCCUAACGUCGGAAGGGAGACUGUUCUACGGACGAAGCAAUCUGGAGACACACAUAGCCGAGCUCCAUGUCGAUGACUUGAUUGAUUCCAAUUCUGCAAUCAUCUUUGACAAGCAGAGUAACAUCUUCAUCAUGAACGCCAGGCACUAUGAUUUGGAUUCUAGGAAUGCUUCAACAAGCAGUUUGGUCUACUUGGCUUCAGAACUCAUCUAUCCGUCUGAGGUCCUUGAAGAACAGGGCCAUGAUCUACCAACUUGUCCAUUCCUUUUAUUCACUGCCGACUUUGGAUCUAAAUUGUUCUACAUUGAUAUUGGACACAGCCUAAUACUAAGGGCGUCCUUUAUUCCAAGUCUAUGGCAGAACAGUAACAUCAUGAUUUAUCCAUCUAAUCCCAGCAUCAUCACAGUGAGCACAAGCCUGACAACAGGUGAUCCCAUUGGACAUGGACUUCAAAAGAUUGAACUGGGACCCCUCUGUAAACCAGCAUUGUUAUACUAA
This is a messenger RNA of Strongylocentrotus purpuratus (purple sea urchin), 1275 nucleotides long. RefSeq lists its product as uncharacterized. The transcript is spliced from 12 exons. Gene Ontology annotation, biological process: flagellated sperm motility; sperm capacitation. NCBI's taxonomy places the organism in Eukaryota, Metazoa, Echinodermata, Echinoidea, Camarodonta, Strongylocentrotidae. Gene Ontology annotation, cellular component: CatSper complex; sperm principal piece. Bases 1 to 1275 code for a protein of 424 amino acids. The record is from RefSeq and is a predicted model, not a curated record.